AUGAGCCCCAACAGCGCCAACAGCACGCCCAUAAACCCCUGGACGCACCCCCCCGCCACGCACGACUUCCGCUCCGACACCCUCACCACCCCCACGCCCACCAUGCUCGCCUCGCUCCCCACCUGCUCCCUCGGCGACGACGUCUACGGCGAGUCCACCACCACCACCCACCUCGAAGCCCGCCUCGCCGCGCUCUUCCGCAAGCCCGCCGCGCUCUUCGUCCUCUCCGGCACCAUGGGCAACCAGCUCUGCCUGCGCGCCCACCUCUCGCACCCGCCGCACUCGGUCCUCUGCGACGUCCGCGCCCACGUCAACGUGUUUGAGGCCGGCGGCCUCGCCUCGCUCAGCCAGGCCAUGGUGCAGCCCGUGCGGCCCAGCAACGGGCUGUGGCUGACGCUCGAGGACGUGCAGUCCGCCGCGGUCGUCAGCGACGACAUCCACUACGCGCCCACGCGCGUCGUGUCGCUCGAGAACACCAUCAACGGCGUCGUCAUGCCGCUGGGCGAGAUGCGGCGCAUCGGGGCGUGGGCGAGAGAGAACGGGGUCGGGGUGCAUCUUGACGGCGCGCGGCUGUGGAAUGCGUGUGCGGUUGAGGGCGCGCCGGAGCUGUGGGAGUAUGCGGCGGAGGUGGAUAGUCUGUCGGUGUCGAUGUCCAAGGGGAUGGGCGCGCCGACGGGGUCGGUGGUUAUGGGGAGUGGGGAGGUGGUGGCGAGGGCGAAGCAUAUGAGGAAGGCGAUUGGUGGGGGGAUAAGGCAGGCGGGGGUGCUGACGGCGAUGGCGAAUGUGGCGAUUGAUGAGGUGUGGUUUGGGGGUAAGUACAAGGUGGGGGAUGCGUGGGCCAAGAGGUUGGAGGGGAAGUGGAAGGCGCUGGGGGGGAAGGUCAGCUUGCCGGUGGAGACCAAUAUGGUGUGGGCUGAUCUGAAGGGGAGGGGCGUGACGGAGGAGGUGUGGAGUGCGUGUGCGGAGAAGGAGGGUGUGAAGGUGGGCUCAGGGAGGGUUGUCUGCCAUUUCCAGAAUACUGUUGAGGCAGUCGAGGCAUUGGAGAGGGCCAUGGAAGCGGCGUGUAAGAUUGCGGAUGAGAAGAAGAACGAAGAGUAG
Messenger RNA from Morchella sextelata, 1098 nucleotides. RefSeq lists its product as uncharacterized. Lineage: Eukaryota; Fungi; Ascomycota; Pezizomycetes; Pezizales; Morchellaceae. Gene Ontology annotation, molecular function: L-allo-threonine aldolase activity. The record is from RefSeq and is a predicted model, not a curated record. Gene Ontology annotation, biological process: glycine biosynthetic process; L-threonine catabolic process. Gene Ontology annotation, cellular component: cytosol. Bases 1 to 1098 code for a protein of 365 amino acids. The transcript is spliced from 2 exons.